UUAUAAAAAAAGCAUUAAACAAAACCACCGAUUACUUUUUUUUGUUUAUAAACCUUUUCUCAACCUGCCUUUAACAAUUAUCAACAAAAUGAUUAAGUUUCGUUAUAAACGCAAAGAGCCAACAAAUAUUGUUGGUUCCAAAGACAGCAGCCUCAAUACAUCAACGAUCUCAACAAAAUCUACAAAUACAAAUACAACAACCACAGCAACAAACAAUAAAGAUGCCACCCAUAAUGAAGCGAAAGAGAAUUGUAAACCAGCCACCACAUAUCAGCAGCAACAACAACAAAUGAAAGUAAAUAACAAUGGUAACACCACAAAUGGAUCAACAGCAGCCACUGCUACCACACAACAGCAGCAGCAGCAGCAACAGCCACUAGCAACCACAUUAAAAUCCUCCAUACCAACACAAUUAAUAACAAGUGCACCCAUUAAUAUUGUCAAUUCGACGGCCCAGCAUCUACAGCAUCCCCAGCAUUGUCAAAUGGUGCUAACAGCCGGUACAGGUGGCACAUUGCCACGUAGUACACCAAAGAAACUGAUGGAUCCACGUGAUGGUCAUAAAUCAGCCACAUUAACGCGACAAUCGAAUACAUUGCAAAACAAUCGCAAACUAUUGACGUCAAUGGCAAAAGUUGCCUCCACCGCUGAAUUGGCGGUAAUGGGCUACACGAACAAACCAAACAGCAGCAGCAAUAACAACCACAACAAUAACAAUCAUCAUCAUCAUGGCAUGACAAGUAUAGCAAGUGGCAUAAUAUUGAGUCCAGAAUUAAUACAAGAUAGAGAUCGUUGUAUAAAUGCGGUUAUAGAACUUUUCCAACAGCUACAGACCAGCUCCGAGCCAGCCUUAUGUCCCGAACCUUUACGUCGUGCUUUGGCUUCUGGCCCCUUGGCGGGUCGUCGUUUCCCCUUGGGUUGCCUGGGCGAUGCUGCCGAAUGCUUUGAGCUGCUUUUACAUCGUGUUCACUCGCACAUUUCCUCGGAUGAUGGCGAUGCCUGUGAAUCACAGGCCUGCAUUGCUCAUCGCCGCUUUGCUAUGCGUGUCAUUGAGCAGAGUGUUUGCAAGUGUGGCGCCAAUUCAGAGCAAUUACCAUUUACUCAGAUGGUCCAUUAUGUUUCGGCUUCAGCCUUAACCUCACAAAAUUCAUUGGCUUUGCAAAAUCAUCAGCAAUUGACUUUUGGUCAAUUGUUAAGAGCGGCUGGCAAUAUGGGCGAUAUAAGAGAUUGUCCGAACUCUUGUGGUGCCAAAAUAGGCAUUUGCCGUGCUCUCUUAAACCGACCCGACGUGGUUUCUAUAGGCAUAGUUUGGGAUUCAGAAAGACCUGCAGCCGAACAAGUGCAUUCUGUUUUGAAAGCAGUAGGCACCAACUUGAGACUAUCGGAUGUCUUUCAUCAGGUCUCCGAACAAAGAUGGGCUCAAAAUGUACAACAUGAAUUGGUAGGCAUUGUUUCCUACUACGGCAAACACUAUACCACCUUCUUUUUCCAUACCAAACUCAAGGUAUGGGUUUAUUUUGAUGAUGCCAAUGUCAAAGAGGUUGGUCCCCAUUGGGAAGGUGUUGUAGACAAGUGUAGCCGUGGUCGUUAUCAACCUUUACUUUUGCUGUAUGCUGUACCCCAGCCUCAAUCGAAUAAUCCCAAUAAUAAUCCCUCCACACAAAUGUCUUCGGCCCAGUAUAUGCAAGAAUUGGCUCAUAACUCGCAAUCGCCUAAUGUUAGAAGAGCCAUAACACCCAGUCCCGAGAAACCACAAUUGGGCAAUACCAGACGUGCCAUUACACCCACUCCUUUACGAGUGCCCAAUGAUUAUCAAAAUCUAAGCGUUAUACAAAAUAAUAUUUUCCCCCAGAAUCCUCAAGACAACAAUGUGGCCCAUAUGAAUGCUCUCAACAAUGAUGAAACUGAUUCCUAUAUCAGUCGCAAAACCGUGGAACAUGUUCUAAAUGCCCAAUAUCAGAAUUUGAGCAUAAUACAAGAUAAAAUCUUCCAACAAGAUGAAAAAGAAAUUUCUGCCAUGACCAGUUAUCAUCAGCGCAAAUCUUUGGAGGCUGUUUUGAAUGCCCAAUUGGCACGCAAACAUCAGCAGCAUUUACAGCUGCAAAGAAGCCAUAGUGCAGAAUCCGGCCAUGUUUCGGGCUCCUCGGCCUCUUCUACAACAUCCUCUACCAAUUCUUCAUCACCUCCUAGUGAUGGCUUAACCAUACCAGAGCAUUUAAAUCAACCUAGACGCCGUGAUUCGGGGAAUUGGUCAGGUGAUCGCAAUUCAGCCAGUUCAGCUUCUUCCACUACCCUGGAUAAUCCCUAUUUGUAUAUGGUGGGCAAACAACGUUCGGCCUCUGCGGUGCCACAAAGUCCCACACGCAAUGGUUUGCCUUAUGAUCCCGGCUAUGAUUCAUUCUCUUUGAGUUCUACGGACUCUUAUCCACCCAAGCAUCCGUUGAAUCCUCAAUUGGCCAAAAUACCAGAAGCUUCUCCCUCCGUAGUUUUAACCGGAGACUGUGAGAAAUUGUGCCAUGAGGCUGAUCAGUUGCUAGAGAAAUCCCGCAUUUUGGAAGAAUCUCAUGAUUUAGAAACUGCUUUGGUGUUGUGUAAUGCUGCCGCCGGUAGAGCCCGAGCAGCCAUGGAUGCUCCCUACAGCAAUCCUCAUACCAUGACUUUUGCUCGCAUGAAACACAAUACUUGUGUGAUGAGAGCUCGUUCGUUGCAUCGCCGUAUUUUAAUUGAAAAGGGUGCCGAAAUGGAUGCCAUGCCCGAAAUGAAACACAUGCGUGAGGGUAGCACCAGCAGUGUCAUAAGACAUGUCCGCCAAAAUAGCAAAGACAAAACUUUGGAGAAGAGUCCGGCACAAACAGCCUUGAACAGCAUUAACUCACCCACAGCCAGCAACAAUAAAUCCAUAGAAAUUUAUGCCACCUUACCCAAAAAGAAGAGCCCUCUUAAGGCUUUGAUAACUGCCUCGGCUUCCAAUGAGGUAGACAAUAUAGAAUAUGAGCCAUCACCCUCCAAACCCGAAAGAGAAGGACGUUCUUUAUUUGGGCGCAACAGCAGCAAACAAGAUAAAGACAAAAGAAGUCGCAGUGAGGAUCGUAAUAAAAUCACUAGAGAAUUUUCGCUUACAGAGACUUUAUUGGUUAAUGCCAAGGAUACCCUGAAGAAGCACAAGGAAGAUAAAGAUGAGAAAAAGGAAAAGGAUAAGAAUGGCAAGAAGCAACAUAAAAUAAGACGCAAGUUGUUAAUGGGCGGUUUAAUUAGACGCAAGAAUAGAUCUAUGCCUGAUUUAACAGAGGCCGGCGAUGAGGUGGCCAAUGCUGCACAGGCUGCUAUUGCUGCAGCUCCUUUAACUGCUACCGUAGAUGAUUCGGUGGUAGGUUUGCAGCUUAAGAACUCCAUGAGUGGUUAUAUAUCAGAGGGUCAUUUUGAUUUCCGUGAUCCUGCAGCCAAUAAUGGCUCGACAGCCAAUCCCAAUUUGGAGAGAAGUAAAUUAAUGCGUAAGAGCUUCCAUGGCAGUGGCCGUCAGUUAACCGUGGUGGCCAAAGUGGCUCCACCACCACCACCCAUGAGAACCUCUUCAACUUUAACACAACAACAACUGCAGCAACAAUUGGCUUUGCAGCAGCAACAAGAUGCCGCCUUAAUGCAGCAUUUCCAUCAUGAGGCCAACUUAUCGAAUAUUUCGGCCAUGAGUUCGAACACCUCCAUAAGUGAGGAUUCCUGCCAGACCAUUAUAACAACCUGUGCUCAAGUGCAUUCCGAACAAAGUCCGCUUAAGGAGCAGCUGUACCAACAGCAGCAGCAGCAACAGCAACAAUAUAAAUUAAACCAUACUUCCGAACAGGCAGUAGAUGAGGUAGAUGGUUUAGUGGUUCCAUCACAACAUGGCAGACAAGACUCACAAGAUUUUCCUCCACCACCACCGCCUUUGGAAUUGCCUCCUUAUCCCAGUCCGCCACACUCCGUGUCUCAUUCACGCCAGGCCAGUGAAGAUUUUCCACCACCACCCCCCGAAAUUGACAUGGAACCUCUCAACCAACAAAUCAAUCAAAUUCAAGCCUUGGAGGCAGCCAACAAACAACAAAGAACCUUGGAGUCAAUGGAGGGCACCACCUCUAUAUUGGCCCAACUGCAGCAGAGAAAACACAUGAUGAACAUGCGCAAAGAACACGCCAAUACACCCACCUUUAAUCAAAUGAAUGCCAACGAAAACUCCUGGCUAAGAGAGCUGCAAUCUAAGCAAUUGCAAAGACAGCAAGAACUCACCAAUGUGCAAAGCAUGGCACAACGCUACGAACAACAUCAAUCACCCAGUCCUAUGCGAGCCUUUGGUUCUCAAGAACUUUUAAAUGCCAAACCCACAAAUGCGCGUAAUCAAAUGAAUGAUGAGGUGGAUUGUUUGCCUCAACGGCCACCACCACCAGCCUUGCAGCAGAGACAACAGGCCCUUAAUAACAUCUUACCCAAACCGAAAUAUGACAUCUCGCAAAACCAAAUUGCCGAGGAGAUCAGAGAGGUGGAGUUGCUCAAUAAUAUGGUGCAACAAACUUUGAACAGUGCCCAACCUGGUGGAAAUCCAGCAGCCCCGGUUAAAAGAGUAAAAAAGAAAAGUGUUUCUUUUUGCGAUCAGGUUAUUUUGGUGGCCACAGCCGACAAUGAGGAAGAUGAUGAUUUCAUACCGAAUCCUAUAUUGGAAAGAGUUCUUAGAACCGCCCAAAAUCCCAAUGAUAAGGUGACAGCACAAAUGAUACAGCAGCAGCAACAAAACAUUAUGAGACUACAAACAGAGGCUCCCACAAGAAAUAUACAACAUCAGCAAGUGACUGCAGCUAAUCAGCCACAACAAUCUCCCAUGUUGGGAGCAGAGAGAAGGGCUUCCUUGACCAGCCAGCAAGACAUGCAACGUUAUGUACAAUUGCAAAGACCACAAAUGGAGGCUUUAAGGCUGCAGCAGCAGCAAAUUCAGCAGCAACAGCAAAUGCAGCAGCAGCAACAACAGCAAUUAAUAAUGCAGCAGCAAAUGCAAAAACCCGCACAACAACUACCCACGGGCCAGGUUUACACACCCAUCAGCGACAUUUAUCGCCUGCAGCAGCAACAACAGCUACAAAAUGCUGCAAGCAAUACUAUGUCACAUCACAAUGAAGCACAAAUCACACAUCAACAACAUUCACAACAGCAACAACAACCUGCCCCAGUUAAUACACAAAUGGUGCCACGCACAAGUAUGAGCGGCAUCGCUAAUGUUGCCGCGCAGCAACAUAUGCAGAUGUUGGCAGCACAUACACUACAACAACAGCAGCAACAGGCGCAACAAAAUUACAACAUGGCUAGGCAGCAAACUGCCGCCCAACAAGCCCCCAACUAUUAUCCAGGCAUAGCUGGCUUGGAUCAGCCCUCCCAACCGGCACAACAACACAUACCCUCACCCUAUCAAAGAGUACCCCUGCCUCAUGGUUAUCCCACCAAUGAACCUUACCAACGAGCUCCCCAACACUUGAAUCCCGCCCAAGUCCACACACAGCCUAACAAUCCCUAUUUAACUUUGCCUCAAACCAACCCCAACCAUUUACAGAAUCAACCCACCAAAACUAAAAAAGUUAGUUUCGAACCAGGAACCAAAGGUGAAUCCAUGGAGUCCAUUAACAACAUCAAUGGUUUACCGCCCAAACCCUCUUUACUACAACAACAGCAGCAACAACUACAACAACAUGGACUGCCGGCAAUAUCAAAUCAGCAGCAGCAGCAACAACAGAUAUUACAAGCUAACACCCUGCCCUGCAAUGACACCAAUGCCGUCAAUGUCACUGCCAUACCCACCCGAGUCUACAACAAUGCAAUCGUCAAGGCUUCGGCCAAAGCAGCCGAAUGCAAUCUGUGUCGAAAGCGGCAUGUCAUAGCACCCCAACAAUAUUGCACCAACUGCGAAUACUAUUUGAAAAUGUUAAACAAUAGAAGAUAAGACCUUUUUUAAACUAAAUUUAAGUAUUUUUACUUUUUUUUCAAAAAAAAAAAACUAAGUUAAAAAGAAUCUCAUAUGAAGCUAGUAUCAACGAAAAUUUUCGCUAAAUUAAAAACAUACAUAUGUAAA
Calliphora vicina (urban bluebottle blowfly) is the source of this 6085-nucleotide messenger RNA. RefSeq names its product echinus (gene ec). The coding region runs from base 89 to 5956 and encodes 1955 amino acids. NCBI's taxonomy places the organism in Eukaryota, Metazoa, Arthropoda, Insecta, Diptera, Calliphoridae. Gene Ontology annotation, biological process: protein deubiquitination. Gene Ontology annotation, molecular function: cysteine-type deubiquitinase activity. The record is from RefSeq and is a predicted model, not a curated record. The transcript is spliced from 5 exons.